Salvelinus namaycush (lake trout) is the source of this 2232-nucleotide messenger RNA. RefSeq names its product fibrous sheath CABYR-binding protein-like. The transcript has 4 exons. NCBI's taxonomy places the organism in Eukaryota, Metazoa, Chordata, Actinopteri, Salmoniformes, Salmonidae. The coding region runs from base 23 to 1507 and encodes 494 amino acids. The record is from RefSeq and is a predicted model, not a curated record.
UCAGGCAGUGUUUCAAAGGCCGAUGCCAUUUUUACUGAUUCAUAUAUUUUUCUCUCUCUCUCUCUCUCUCUCUCUGUUUUUUAUUUCAGGUGAGGAAGCAGCAGCCUGGGGAGGAGAGGAGGAAGCAGAGGAGGCGGUUGAGGAGGGAGGAGAGGAGGAGGAGGCAGCAGCAGAAGAGGCUGGAGAGGAGUCUGCAGUUGAGGAGGCUGUAGCGGCGGAAAACGGAGCAGAACCCGCGGAAGAGGCCUCAGUCGAGGCAGAAGCAGUGUCCGAGGCAGUCUCUGAAGAACCUGCUGUGGAGGCAGCAGCAGUAGAGGCAGAGGUGGCACCAGCGGAAGCGGAGACUGUGGUGGAGGAGAUUGCAGAGGGUGUUGCUGAGGUCGCAGAAGAGGUCGUCGAGGUGGCAAAUGAAGUGGAGGCAGCAGCAGAGGAAGUGGCCGUGGAAGAGGCUGCUGAGGAGGUAGUUGCCGUGGCAGAGCCGGAGGAGGAGAUCAACGUGGAACCAGUCAUUCUGGCAGCAGCCUCUGCUUUGGAGGUGACGACAGUCGCUGAAGUGGUCAAAGAAGUGGUUGUGCCUAUUGUAGAAGAAGUCGAAGAGGCCGCCCCAGUGGAGGCCGCCCCAGCUGCAGUGGAGGCGGCACCAGCUGCAGUGGAGGAGGCCCCAGCUGCAGUGGAGGAGGCCCCAGCUGCAGUGGAGGAGGCCCCAGCUGCAGUGGAGGAGGCAACAGCUGCCCCACUUGAGGCUGCACCCGUAGAAGAGGCCCCAGCUGCAGUGGAGGAGGCCACAGCUGCAGUGGAGGAGGCAACAGCUGCCCCACUUGAGGCUGCACCCAUAGAAGAGGCCCCAGCUGCAGUGGAGGAGGCCACAGCUGCAGUGGAGGAGGCAACAGCUGCCCCACUUGAGGCUGCACCCAUAGAAGAGGCACCAGCUGCAGUGGAGGAGGCCCCAGCUGCAGUGGAGGAGGCCCCAGCUGCAGUGAAGGAGCCCCCAGCUGCCCCACUUGAAGCUGCACCCAUAGAAGAGGCCCCGGCUGCAGUGGAGGAGGCCCCGGCUACAGUGGAAGAGGCCCCGGCUGCAGUGGAGGAGGCCCCGGCUGCAGUGGAGGAGGCUGCAGUGGAGGAGGCCCCAGCUGCCCCACUUGAGGCCACACCUGUAGAAGAGGCCCCAACCGUAGAAGAGGCCCCACCUGAGGUGGAGGAGGCUGCAGUGGAGGAGGCCCCAGCUGCCCCACCCGUAGAAGAGGCCCCACCCGUAGAAGUGGCUGCGGUGGAAGAGGCUGCGAUGGAAGAGGCCCCAGCUGCAGUGGAGGCUGCCCCAGUUGUGGUGGUGGCACCUGUGGAGGCGCCCAAGAAGGAGUACAUUGUAGUGGUGCUGGAGGGAGCAGCCAAGACUGAAAAGAGGCCCAAAGUCCUGGGGGUCGGCCCCAUGACCGGCAGGAUCAUCCCAUCUCCAGAUGAUGAUGAGGCCCCUGCUGCUGAGGUAACAGGGCAAGCGACGGCUGCUUAGGAUGCAGAUGCAGUAGAACCACCUGACAGUAAGCACUUGGAGCCCCUGGAUGAUAUAUAGUUUCUCUACCCUGAGGGAGAAGAGGGGAUGUGCCUUCCCUAACCCCUCCACACACUUUGACCUUUGACCCUUGAUAUUGAAUAUUGAUCUGUAGUAUAAAACUUGUCUUCCCGUCUUGAUCUAGGGAAUUAUCUGUGUAUAUAUUCAGAUAAUGCCUGCUUUAUGGAAAAAUACAUGAUCUGGUAUAUUUUUCUAGAUGUACAACACCCCCCAAAAAUACCCCUCCCCCCCAAAAAGUCCCCCUCCGUCACACCGGGCAAGCUAAAUUAUAAUAAUCUGGGAAUAUUUGGCCAUGGAAACUUUCCUGGUUGACGUCAGGAGAAUGUAACUGUUUGCCAAAGUUACACAAGUUUGCCAAAAUACCUUAGACUAACUAUUGGACUGAAAUAGUUAUAUAUUAACUUACUUUUGUAGCUCUCCAUUAGAAGCUCGCUGGAACUGGGCCCGGCAGAAUUUGACCCAAUGUGAUUGGUUGACGAUAUGACACAUUGGCUCGCUAGACCUAUACCCUACGUUUUGUCGGGUUGGAAUGCAAUCAAUGUCUAUUCUGAUCAAAUGAAUGGGAACUCUAAAUUGAAAUACGCAGUGGUGGAAAAAGUACUACAUUUUAAUACUUGAGUUAAAGUAAAGAUGCCUUAAUAGAAAAUGACUCAAGUAAAAGUGAA